AUGUGCGUAGACGGUACGCAUAUACGUAUCAUACCACCAAUGAAUGAUAGAGACCAUCAUUACAACAGGAAAGGAUUCUACAGCUUGAAUGCUUUGAUGAUCUGUGAUCAUAAAAUGGUAAUAAGGUACGUUAACGCUCGAUAUGGAGGAGCAAAUCACGAUUCGCAUAUUUGGAGUGUUAACGGCAUCGAUGACUUUUUUGCCAACAAGCAUCAAACCGGAGAUACGACUGUCAAAGUACUUGCGGAUUCUGCAUACCCAUCAAAACCGUGGAUUGUAACACCGAAAAGAAAUGCUGCGCCGGACUCACCAGAAGCCAGUUAUAACACCCAUCAUGCAAAAGGAAGAGAAAUUAUCGAACGCACAUUCGGUAUACUAAAAAAUAAGUCCACGUGUUUACUUUGGGCAAGACAGUUACACUACACACCUGAAAUUGCCAUAUGUAUUACAAAUGUAUGUUGCGCUUUGUAUAAUAUUUGCAUAGCGCAUAACUUCUCCGAAUAA
Molecule: messenger RNA, 504 nt
Organism: Anopheles coustani
Lineage: Eukaryota; Metazoa; Arthropoda; Insecta; Diptera; Culicidae
Product: putative nuclease HARBI1
Exons: 3
Coding region: 1-504 (167 amino acids)
Source: RefSeq, a predicted model, not a curated record